AUGUAUCUCCCUCGCAGCUUGAUCUCCCAUCUUUACCUUCAACUCCUGCGCUCGCACCAUCCGCUCUCCCCGCCGGUACUGAUUCUCGUUGCCCUCGAGCCGGAUGCCCUCUGUGCCUGUCGAAUUCUGACCACGCUAUUAAAACGCGAUUAUAUCCCUCAUAAGAUCCAGCCUGUCGCCGGAUAUGGCGAUCUUGCGCGUGCAGGCGAGGAGCUGGUCCGACCAAUGCGCACCACGGACGGGGGAAGUGGAGGAGUCGUGGUAUGCCUAGGCGUGGGGGGACUGGUCGAUCUCAGUGAAAUACUGUGUCUCACGGGUGAAGAUGGGACGGAGGAAAUGGGAGGAGUCGAGGUCUGGGUCAUUGACGCGCGCAGGCCUUGGAAUCUAGGGAACGUCUUCGGUGGACAACCGCGGUCCCGACAACCAUUGGAGGAAGUCGAUCCAAAUGCGCGUCGGAAGAGUAGCGGCGUGGACAGGGGCUGCAUUACUCGUUCCUACACGAGCGGAAGCGGGGGGAUCAUCGUCUUCGACGACGGAGACAUUGAAGAGGAAUUGAGCGCGGAACGCGAGGCAUAUUACGCGUUGGAGGAGAUGCCAGAGGUUGAUGAUGACGACGAUGACGAUGACAGCCUCGGGUCAGAUAGUGAAGAGGAAAGCGAAUUUGGAUCACACGGCAAGAAACGGAAAUCGUGGUCUGGGAGAGACGACGAAGACGACGAAGAUGAAAAUGACGAGCCCCCGCGACAACGACGGCGGAGCAACUCCAGUUCACCAAUUCCAUCAUCGCCUUCUAAUCGUCGUCGAAUUGGACAUGAUUCUUCCAACUCGUCACGGUCCCCUUCUCCAGUGUCCGACUCGAUAUCUCCGCCUGUUCCAAAACAGCCUUCGGCACGCACGUUACGAAGACGGCUCCUGCGAUUGAAAAGAAAGCAUGAGACUGUACUACAAAACUAUUAUUCAAUGGGGACGGCUUAUUCGGAACCCAUCUCGUCGAUGCUCUACUCUUUGGCCUCAGAACUGGGCCGCGAAGAUAAUGACCUACUGUGGCUUGCCAUUGUUGGCAUUUCAAGCAUGGAGGUCUCUGGUCGCACAAUGUCCGGUGUCGGUAUCUCAAACCCGUCAGAAUCUGGGGGUUCAGCAGGUUGGGGUGGAGCACGGGGAGAACGAAUACGUCAGAUACUGCGGGAUGAAGUCCAUCGACUCAACCCUCCUGAUCCGUCCGAGAACUCUCGUGAUGUUCGGUCUGAAAUCAACGGUGUCAUUCCAACGACUGGGCGGUCUCCAACAGAUACAUCCAUUCGUCUGUCACCAGAACCGAGAUUUCUUCUCGUGCGGCACUGGUCUCUUUACGAGAGCAUGCUUCACAGUCCCUACUUGGCCUCGAGGUUACAUGUAUGGACUGAAAAUGGCCGGAAACGUCUUCACAAACUACUGGCCAAGAUGGGCAUCAGUUUGAGUCAGUCCCACCAAAACUACACGCAUAUGGAUAUGGAAUUGAAGCGGGUGUUACGCCAACGAUUACUGAAAUAUGCGCCGAUGUAUGGCCUGGAUGGAUUGGUUCCGCCAGUCGCCUCCGGGCAUAGCAGUAACCGCGAAGGAUGGGGCUUCGUGCGAUGCUGGGGCUGGAAGGCGUGUCUUUCCGCCACAGAUGUUUCUGUCAUUCUUGGAGCCAUCCUCGAAGUCGGGCCGCAGAACUUGUCAUCCUGGGAUGCCAGUGCCUCUUUCCACUCACGGAGUACAAACGGUUCGUCUCAGUCGGAAACGCCGUCAGAGUCAGACCCUGCCAACUUGCAUCCUCGGUUUUGGAGUGCCUAUGAUGCACUUUCUCCCACUGGAUCGGAAUCACCCACCUUGCUCCUCGAAGCACUUCCCCUUGCACAACAUCUUCACCGUGCCAUCCUCCGUACGGGCACGUCGCUGCUCUCGAAGCAUCAGAUUCGUCACCUGCGUGCAUUCCGCAUAGCCGUGGUCAAGGAUGGACCAGAUGUGAAGUUAUUCACCAAUCCGGGCGCGCUAACCAAACUCGCGCUGUGGGUUUCAGAGGCCAUCCAGGUGCAGGAGCGGGAGCGAGGCGACGGGCUGAAGAUUGGGAAGAAGCGGGCCGUGGGAACUCCGCUCGUUCUGGCCGGCUUGGAUGAAGACCGUGGCGUCUACGUCGUCGUUGGUACAGGAGGAGGCGGUGGUGUUAUUGACUUUGCUGCUAUAGCAAAGCGGCAGGAGGAACGCCGUGCAAAGAAAGAAGCGAAAGAGAAGAAGAGAAAAGAACGGGAGGAGCGCCGCAGGAAGCGCGUUGCCGAGAGAGCUGAAAGGGGUGAAGAUGAUGAUGAGGAGGAAGAAGAGGACGAGACGGAGGAAGAAGACGACACAUCGUCAUCAAGCUCCGACUCCGAGUCCGAAGACGAGAAGAGCCUGUUCGGGAACAAGAACCUGGUUCGCAACCGGUUCGGCAUCGCUUUCCAGGAAGUGGUGCAGGAGACCAACGCGCGGGUACGGAUCGACAGUUUCGAACACUGCGUCGUGGAGGUGCAGAAAGAAGACCUGGGCGCGUUCCUCGAGGCUCUGAGUUUUAGGAGUGUUGUGGGAUAG
Messenger RNA from Rasamsonia emersonii CBS 393.64, 2586 nucleotides. RefSeq names its product Cell division control protein 45. Gene Ontology annotation, molecular function: chromatin binding; DNA replication origin binding; single-stranded DNA binding. Bases 1 to 2586 code for a protein of 861 amino acids. The transcript has 2 exons. Lineage: Eukaryota; Fungi; Ascomycota; Eurotiomycetes; Eurotiales; Trichocomaceae. The record is from RefSeq and is a predicted model, not a curated record. Gene Ontology annotation, biological process: DNA replication initiation; double-strand break repair via break-induced replication; mitotic DNA replication preinitiation complex assembly. Gene Ontology annotation, cellular component: DNA replication preinitiation complex.